CGUUGCGCCUGUGCGGGGCAGGAAGUAAUGCUGUCUAGGCAACUGAUAAAAAACAGCACUUUACCCUUGAAACAAAAACAUGUAUAACACGACGAUCUGAUAAGCAUGUCAGCUGUCAACCUAGCGGUGAAAGAGCGGCGAGCGUCGCAUUUUAAACGGGGGAGCGGACUGAACGCGCAGUCCUCGCAUUACACGGUGAAAAACUCUCCGGAUCAAUCUGAGCAGGCAGAUGUGAGAUGGAGCCAGGAGAUGCGUCAGCUGGCACCGCUGGAUGACUGCGAGCGGCUGGGGACGCUGUUCGGACAGGUGAACAAGUGCCUGAGGGGGGUGGGCUUCACCCAGCUGUACUUCGGGGACAAGAUCGUGGAGCCCGUGGUGGUGGUCCUCUUCUGGGUGAUGCUGUGGUUCCUCGGCAUCCAGGCUCUGGGCCUGGUUGGAGCUCUGUGCAUCGUCAUCAUCUACAUCCAGAAGUGAUGCCUCUUUGGCUGGUGGGCUGUGCUCCUUCCAUCAGCCGUGGGUUCUUCACACUACCUGGCCUUCAGCAAACCAGUGGACGCAGAAAAAGUGCCUUGCAUGGAGUUUUAUACGACACAUUUUUGCACAGCGUUUGGUAGCAGUGAUUUUUUUCUUUUUGUAGUCAUUCAGAGCUUUUAUUUAUUUUUAACAUAUUGUUACAUCCUGGUCAAGGGUCAAGGAGUAAACAGGGAGGACAACAGGGAACAGGGAGGGAGAAAGGAGAAGGGGACGGAAAAAGAACUGACUGACAGAAUAGUUAUAGUUAAGAUCAAAUAUAUUUCAAGUAUAUUCUGAUAUAGUGAGAUAAAUGUGAAACACCAGGGUGGCCUUCAGUGCCAAAGGCUAAAAUAAUAAACAAAACAAGGGAACUACCUACGUGAGCGCCAGUUAAGACUUCCGUAAACAGAAAAGAAAACAAAAGACAAUCGCUACCCUCAUUAACCACAAAACAGAGGCAAACGAUUCACAUGCAGAAAAUAAGGGGCAGCCACUCCCUACAACCCUUACGCAGAAAUAUAUAAAGAUUAUUUACAAAGAAUACACAGGGCAACCGAGUCCAAAUCGAAAUGCAAAAAGGGGAGUCAUUAGCCAAACACUGGGAUAGAAAGACGGGUAAACAUCACAAACGCGGAAUAACCAAAGUCAAGUUGAAAUCCGAAAGAGGAAUCACCGAGAGCAAAAACAAGAUCGUUACACACAGGAAAUCAAAUACAAGAAUUGCAAGGAACAAAGGGUAGAGGCAGCAAAAGCUGUUAAAUGGGUUUGCGGGGCUUGUUUUACAGUCCUAGCAGAUGAGAGGCGGGAAACAGUAACGAGGAGAUGAAACCAGUUUGUCCAAUUUUGGCACUGCAUUUGGAGGGAGAGAUGGAAAACCUGGAAGGGGAUUGGCUGGACGGCGGAAUCGAACAGGAUCUAAAGAGAAAUGGAGAGACAUACGCACUCACAAGCCUGUAUAUGGAUGCAACUAUGUAUUUUUGUAUGAUUGAAAAUUUACAGAAAUGACGAAACUACAUUGUAGGAAGUUCUCUGCUGGGUGAAUGAAACCUUAGAGACCUCAUCACUUCUUGUGAGUAUUAGAGACCUGAUAGAAUGACUCAGUUAACUUUUCAAGAGUCUGCUAAGAAUUAUGACUCCAACGUUUUUCAGUAUGCAACAGAUUGUCAACCCAGAUACAAUUUACAUGUCUGCAAGUCUCAAUUUAGACUCAGGUUAACACUUUACUGUGGUAAUCCUUACCAGGCUUUGUUUACUAUAUGCGUCACACUUUAAUUUCUCUUUAAUCUUUAAAUGCCAUAGAGUUGAGUUGUUGUGGGCUCUUUGUGAUUCUUCAUGAGAGCUUUGCAUGCAACGCUGGCAUGAAAGUGAAACCUCUUUAGUGGUUUCAUAGCUGAAGGGAAGGCUUAACUGAAAACGGCCGUUUGUACUUCUGCCGCCUCAGUGGAUGAAUCUUCAUAUGUCUCAGAUCUAGAUGAGCUAAUGGGCCAGCUCCAUUUUAUCAGUGUGUUUGCAUGUACAGAUUUGUUUUACACCACUGUGAUUUUAUUUCAGAAGUGUCACAGCCCAUGGUUAUGAAUACAAGGGCAUUUUGACUUUUGACUUGUACCUUUGGCUGUGAGUUUUAUGACAUCUACUCAUCUCCUCUUUGGAGAUGUUCAAACUCACUUUUGCCUUUUUAACAUCAUGUCUCACUUUUGCAACCUUCUGUGUCUGUAAAUGUGCAUGGUGCCUCAAAAAGAUUGUGGAAUUUAAUGUCUUACUCAGGACCCUGUAUUGGAUAAGCGACUAGAAGAAUGUUCAGUCCUCUGAGGGGAACAUGGUGGCUUAGGUAGUUAACAUUGUAGCUUCACAUCUGCAGGGUUAAAUGUCUCCACCUCCUUGUAUGGAGUUUGCAUGUUAUCCCUGUGUAUGCAUGACUUUCCUUCCACAAUCCAAAAACAUGCACAGUGAAUUGGUGUCUGUAAAUGGACAUGUGUGUGUGCGCCUGGAGGUGGAUUUGCAUCCAGACUGGAUAAUUAUCUCUAUUUAAGUCAUUAUUUUUUUUACUUCAGUGCUCCAUUUUAGCUUAAGAUUCUCUUAGAAUUGUUCUUAAGCAGAUUCAGAACAUGAAAAAGGCGAUAAAUUGAAAAGAAUACAAACUGAAAUCUAAUUUUAAUAAAUAAAUCAUAUAAAAUAUAUAUUUUUGUUGUGGGGCGUAACACUAGAAAACACCAAUAGCACGUUUUGUUAGGCAUUUUUUUUCUGUGACUACCUCACUAGGGAUCCAGAUUUUACCAGGGAAUGGAUUUGACUAGAGCUGGGCAAUAUGCCCUAAAAAUGUUAUCACAGUUUUUUCAGAGAUUUUAAUAAUAUCAGUAUUUCCCACGAUAUUCUAAAAUUCAUACCUAGAAAACAGUAACAUAUGACAGGUGGUUUUGAGUUUUUCUGAUUUUGAUGUCCAAAUUGUUUUACUAAUAAUUAUAGAGGAUGUGACAGGUAAAUUAUGCCAACAGACUCAUAUCUUGAUAGAAUUUGUGUAAAAAUAGUGCACUAUGACUGUCAAUUAUGCAAGAAAACAAGUAUUUAGGCUAUAUCACGAUAUGAUAUUCGAACUGGCGACAAUAUGAAUGGUCAUAAUCAUGAUACGAUAUUUUACCGAGGACACCCAGCCCUAGUCCAGGCUGUUCCUUUACCUCGGGGUCCUUUAUUUUCGUGGAUUGGCUCCAAGUUCACCCAAGCUUUCUAUUGGAUAAGUGGUUUGAAAGAUGAAUGAAUGAUCAGCAUCUUAUGCAGGUAUAAGAGAUCUUACCAGUUAAAGAAAAAGGAUUCAGAACCUUGCUGCUUUAGGAUGUCUUUUUGUCACCCUUGAACAUAAAAUGGUACAAUAAAAUUACAACACCAGAAAGUUAUAAUGAAAUUAAUUUCUCAGUAAAAAUUAUGCUCAAUAAAUUAUUAACAGAAAUGCA
Paramormyrops kingsleyae is the source of this 3458-nucleotide messenger RNA. RefSeq lists its product as uncharacterized. The record is from RefSeq and is a predicted model, not a curated record. NCBI's taxonomy places the organism in Eukaryota, Metazoa, Chordata, Actinopteri, Osteoglossiformes, Mormyridae. Gene Ontology annotation, cellular component: intracellular membrane-bounded organelle.